This is a messenger RNA of Limulus polyphemus (Atlantic horseshoe crab), 6506 nucleotides long. Its product is annotated as epidermal growth factor receptor-like. Gene Ontology annotation, biological process: cell surface receptor protein tyrosine kinase signaling pathway; multicellular organism development; protein phosphorylation. Gene Ontology annotation, molecular function: ATP binding; transmembrane receptor protein tyrosine kinase activity. The record is from RefSeq and is a predicted model, not a curated record. Gene Ontology annotation, cellular component: basal plasma membrane; signaling receptor complex. The coding region runs from base 833 to 4948 and encodes 1371 amino acids. Lineage: Eukaryota; Metazoa; Arthropoda; Merostomata; Xiphosura; Limulidae. The transcript is spliced from 27 exons.
AAUAACUACCGCGUGCGUGUGAAGAACGAAACAAACAAGCUGCUAGCAAUUUCCAGAUUUUUUUUUCUUUCUAAUUUUCACUAUUCGCGAGUCCAUUUCAACAUAGCUUUGUUACGAUUUUUAAAACAGUGACCUCAGAGCAUUGGUUUAAAUAUACCUUUACUGUGGUUUAGCAGCCCCAAAUUAUCCAUUGGGGGGGUUAAAAUCUUGUCAUCCAAGGUGUGUGCAUCACGUUACUCGUCUAAAAAUCGCUGUUUAUGAAGAGUGUGCAUUCCCCAGUGUUGUGCUAACUAAAAAAGAAGUCAAUUUUGUGAAUUACAUAGGUAUCAUCACAAGCUGUUACUUGUUACUCGUGAAGACCUCACCGGAACACAUUUUCCAUUACAUAACAUGGUACACUAUACUCUGAAACCGAUCUUUGUGAAGAUCGUUCUUGCAGGGAGAAAUGCCCCAGAGUUUAGAAGACGACCAGUUUCACAUCGUGAAGAUGAUGAAGAAAUCUGCGUGAAAACAAAGUCUUCAAGAAACGAAGUGACCAAAACUCCCAUCCAGCCAGGACAUUUUUAGCCAAAUCAGAAAAAAAAAUCCAUACAUUUUUUUGUAAUUUAUAUAGCAGUAAAUUGGUGCCAGAUUACCUCCAUAUAUAUAUUUCUAUAUAAAGAGAAUGCUUGGUGUAUGUAUAUAAAUAUUUAUCGUCGCUAUUAGGUGAGUUCAGUUCUUGCAUGGAAGAACGUUGUUAUUUCUGUCAACGACGCUGCCAAUUCCAGGAAAAACGUGCAUUUUCUUUAUGAAAGCUUCUUUGUAAAAAACAGAAAAUAAUUAAUUAAAAAUAAUGAGAUUUCCAGAAGGUGAAACGUGUUUAUGUUGUAUUGUUGUAACAGUGUUGUUCUGUAUCUCCAUGGCAACUUCCUUAGACAACGUGGUGGUGAAAAAACGAAAAAUAUGCAUAGGAACUGAAGCUCUUAUGUCUGUGCCAUCAAACCGGGAACACCACUACCAGAAUCUACGUGACAGAUAUACGAACUGUACUUACGUGGAUGGUAAUUUAGAAUUGACCUGGUUGGAGGAUGAGAAUAUUGAUCUGAGUUUUCUUCGAGAUAUUAGAGAAGUUACAGGGUACGUGUUGAUCUCACACGUCAAAGUCAAACGGGUUGUUCUUCCAAGUCUGAUGAUUAUCCGGGGUCGAAACCUGUUCAAUCUGCAAGUUAAUAAAACAGAAAAGAAGCUGGCUUUAAUGGUCACCUUGAACAAAAUGGAAACCUUGGAAAUGCCAUCGUUGCGAGAUAUCCUGAACGGCAGUGUUGGCUUUUACAAGAACUAUAAUCUCUGUCACAUACGCUCCAUUAGGUGGGAUGAAAUUCUGACUGGUCUAAAUGCCGUUUCUUAUUAUGUGUACGAUUUCCCACAGCCUGAACGAGAGUGUCCACCUUGUGAUAAAUCAUGUGAGGAUGGCUGCUGGGCUGAAGGGCCACAAAACUGUCAAAAGUUUUCAAAAAUCAACUGUUCACCCCAGUGCCACCAGGGCCGCUGUUUUGGCCCCAACCCUCGAGAAUGUUGUCACUUGUUCUGUGCUGGUGGUUGUGUAGGACCGAAACAGAGUGACUGUCUGGCUUGUCGAAACUUUAACGACAAUGGAGUGUGUAAACAAGAAUGUCCACCGAUGAUGCUCUAUAACCCAAUCACAUAUUCAUGGGAAGUCAACCCCAGUGGAAAAUAUGCAUAUGGGGCUACAUGUGUAAAGAAUUGUCCAGAACACCUCUUACGAGAUAGUGGAGCGUGUGUAAGGUCUUGCCCUGCAACUAAGAAAGCUGUGGAUGGGGAAUGUGUCCCAUGUGAUGGGCCUUGUCCAAAAAAUUGUAAAGGUGAUGCAAAUCUAGUCCAUUCUGGGAACAUUGAUUCGUUCCGUGGAUGUACAGUUAUUGAGGGUUCUAUCACCAUUCUGGAAAAUACUUUUACGGGGUUUCAAGAUAUGUAUCCAAACAACACCUUUGGACGUCUAUAUCCAGAAAUGCAUCCAAGAAAACUGGAAGUUUUCAGUACAGUAAAGGAAGUGACGGGUUACAUCAGUAUUCAGGCUUCUCGGGCAGAUUUUAAAAACCUUUCCUUUUUUCGCAACCUGGAAAUCAUCGGUGGAAGACAGGUUACUGAGUACUUUGCUGCUUUGUACAUUGUAAAAACUUCCCUCGAGUCCCUGAACCUGCAGUCUUUGAAGAAGGUUCGGUCAGGACGGAUCACUAUCCUGGAAAACAAAGACCUGUGUUUCGCUCAACAAAUCAAAUGGAACAAAUUAACGGGACCUCACAUACCAGACAGACUUAGUAGUCUUCUACAAAGCAAUGCAGAUGAACAAACUUGUCGUGAGAAAGGACUGGUUUGUGAUUCUCAGUGUUCGGAUGAUGGUUGUUGGGGUGUAGGAACUAAUCAAUGCCUUUCAUGUAAGGCCUACAAGUUAGGUGACGAAUGUGUAGAGAACUGUACUAUAAUGAAGGGGAUUUAUGAUGCUGGGAUGAAAACGUGCAAAUAUUGUCACAAACAAUGUGACGGAGAAUGUUUCGGUCCAAGUGCAGCUAAUUGUUCCAAGUGUCGAAAUGUACGAGACGGGCCAUUCUGUUCUGAAAUGUGCCCAGACUCCAAGUAUAAUGAUCACAAAGGAAAUUGUAAAGACUGUCACGAGAACUGCGUUGAUGGAUGUACUGGACCGAGGAAUACCAUCGGACCAGAUGGUUGUAUUUCAUGUGAAAAAGCAAUAGUCAGUGCAUAUGAUCCAAAUGUUGUGGAGCAGUGCUUGAAAGCAGAUGAAAUGUGCCCAGUAGGAUUCUAUGUUGAAUAUAUAGGGCCUCAGGAAGAAGGGCCUCUCAAAAGUUUGACUGGAAAAUCAGUGUGUCGAAAGUGCCAUCAACAGUGUAAGAACUGUACUGGUUAUGGAGUCCACGUGUCAGUGUGUGAAUGUAUCCACUACAGCUCCGGAGAGCAGUGCGAAUCGCAAUGUCCUCGAGACCAUUAUCCAGAUGACAUCAACCAUCGUUGUGGCAAGUGUGCUGAUGAAUGUCGAGGGUGCUAUGGGCCUACUGUUAGUCACUGCCAUGCUUGUCGCAACUAUAGAGUCUACCUGGCUGAAAACCAAACUAUGGUAAGCCACUUCUUCUAUGAGGAUUCACUUUACAUCGAUUCAUUUUUGCAGUAUACACUAAAUGUCCCCAUAUUUAUAUCUUUUUAUCUCAUUCUUCUUCUCAAGCGGAUGAGUGGAUUUGAAGACAAUGAACCCCUCAAGCCUUCUAACAUUAAACCUAACCUUGCUAAGCUGAGAAUUGUAAAAGAAGCAGAGAUUAGAAAGGGAGGAAUUCUGGGGUAUGGAGCUUUUGGCACUGUGUACAAGGGUGUUUGGGUUCCGGAAGGAGAGAAUGUCAAGAUACCAGUGGCUAUCAAAGUCCUCAGAGAAGGCACAGGGCCAUCCACAAACAAGGAGUUUCUUGAGGAGGCUUAUAUAAUGGCUAGUGUUGACCACCCUAACCUCCUGAAGCUACUGGCUGUCUGCAUGACAUCACAGUUGAUGCUCGUAACACAGCUAAUGCCACUGGGUUGUCUUCUAGAUUACGUCAGGAACAACAAGGAUAAGAUUGGCUCUAAGCCUCUGUUAAACUGGUGUACGCAGAUUGCUCGAGCUAUGGCAUACCUUGAGGAGAAAAGAAUGGUGCACCGUGACCUAGCACUUAGGAAUGUCUUGUUGCAAACACCGGGUUGUGUUAAGAUAACCGACUUUGGGCUGGCAAAACUGCUGGAUAUCAAUGAAGAGGAAUAUAAAGCUGCCGGAGGAAAAAUGCCAAUAAAGUGGCUUGCUUUAGAAUGCAUUCAACAUCGAAUAUUUACUCACAAAAGUGAUGUUUGGGCAUUUGGUGUAACUCUGUGGGAACUACUGACGUACGGCGGCCGACCCUACGAGAACAUUCCUGCUAGAGAGGUUCCUGACCUACUUGAGAAGGGAGAGCGUUUGCCACAACCGACCAUCUGUACCAUUGAUGUGUACAUGAUAAUGAUAAAGUGCUGGAUGUUAGAUGCCGAAUCUCGUCCCUCCUUCAAAGAGUUAUCUGAUGAAUUUGCUAAAAUGGCCAGAGACCCAGGCCGGUACUUGUUCGUCUCGGGAGACAAACUGAUGCGACUUCCAAGCUAUACACCUCAAGAUGAAAAAGAACUGAUCCGUACAUUGAGCAUGCCCAUAGAGGGUCCAGAAGUUAUCAUGGAUGCUGAGGAGUAUCUACAACCCAAACUACAACAGAACAACUCCGAUACUCCUCCCCCACUCACUCCUGUCAAGAAAUUUAUGGAAGAUAGAGGCUACGACAGUGACCCAGUGCCCAACCCAAACAAUCAGUCAUCACAGACAAGAAACAACAGACCAGACUGCAAGUACGCUCACCUCGAAGCAGCUAUUACGAAUUCCCCUAACAAUCGUGUGAGAGAAAACAGUGUUAACUCUGGUCGAUACUGUUCAGAUCCUCUUACAAUAUAUGGAAAAGAUGACGAAGGUGACGAUGAUGAUGCUUUCAUACACAAUAGUGCUACUUUGCCAAAAGGCAUCAAACAAGAUCUUCGACUAGAGCUUCCAGUGGAUGAAGAUGAUUAUCUGAUGCCUUCUCCUCGGCCAUAUGGCCAUACAGGAGCAUACAUGGACUUGAUUGGAGACACCAAAAUAACAGAUGCAGGAGCUAUGAGGCCGCAAGAUUACUCUCGUUAUGUGCCAGACUUUGUGCCAGUGAAUGGGCAGCCAAAUGGGCUAGACAAUCUUGAAUAUCAUCUGAUGAAUCGUGACCACGAUUAUGUCAAUACACAGCCACGUAAAAAUACAAGCAGCGAGGAAGACAGUGAUGAUCACGAGUUCUUCAACGACUACGAUCGACUGAGACGAGAGCUUCAGCCACUGAACACCAGAAGAAGUGAAACGACAGUUUGAGUUUGCUCGUUAGGCAUUAAAACAAGCACAAUUUACUUUCAUCCAUCCAAGUUCAAGCCAAAGUUUCAGUGCUUAUAUGUUACAUGCCUGUUACUGGUUAGCCGUUUGAAAAUUCUUUCAGAAUAUGGAUCGAGUUACAUCAGUUACAGGAUUGGAAACUGAAAGGUGUAAAAUCGCUAGUGUAUUUCACGACAAGUGUCAAAAAAUGGAAUUCAAAAAGUAAAUAUAAAGAAUGGAUAUCUGUAUAUAGAUUUAAUUUUUUGCACCCAGGUGUGCAAAGAUAAAAAUUCAAACUUUACAUAAGGACUACCUGUUCUAAUACUUACAAUUUUGGUAGCCAUUCUGAUAUUUAUGCCUGAAAAUUCAUGUGCCUUGAUGUUCUUUCCCGUUUUUUUUAAUCUCAGUGUUCUAUUUAUGUUUAAGUUUAGAGCACACGUUUUGUUUUCUUUGCUUUAGAAUAAAUGUUUAUUGUAUAAUUUUUUUUUAAAGAAGACUACACUACAAGCAGUUGUAAAGGUGUUAAAAUGUGCAGAUCAGGUAUUUACUCAGUAUUAUCUGUAAAAAUAUAUGGUUAAACGAGUGAUUGGUUCUGUGCCAUAUAUGUACAGAAAUAGCACGCACGUAGAACAAUGUUUGUUUUUCUUUACGUUUAGUCAAGUGUAGAAAAACAAGAGACAACGCUAAACAUAACAAAAAUUUAGAAAUUCUACACAUUCCACAUCUGAAAGUAGAAAUAAAUUCAUACAGUAAAAAAGUUCCAUCAGCAAAGUUUUCCUUCUGGUGUAAUUAUUAUUAUUUUAUGUACAUAUUGCUUCUCUAGUGUCUUUCUGAUGCUGGGGGAGAAACCACUAAAUGCUUACCGUGUUCUAUUCUUGAGACAGAACUUGAUAAAGAAAGUUCUUAAAAACCACAUUCUGCAACUCGCAUAGGAAGGUUUGCAAAGGAUAUUUUAAUCGUGUAAUUGUUUUUAUUUUUAUUAAAUAACUAGAAAAAUGCUUGAUAUUGUUACUAAAAUAUUUUAGUGUUCCAACACUGCUAAACUUUGGCCAAAGUUAUCGUGUCAGUGACACCCAAGAACGUGCUGUUUAGUUUCCCGUUCGUAAUCUUCUUUAUAAUCGUGACUUCACUAAUAAUUUUUGUAAGUGAUGAAUUGUGAAAAACAAAACAUUCCAGUCAUGCAUAGGUAGUGAAAUAUCACGAGUUUUUGGACACAUAAUUAUUGAUCCCACCUAAGCUAAUAAUGCUUGUAAUCAUCAAAAGACAAAACUUGUUUUCUGCUUUUCACAAUUUGAUAAUGAAGUUUUAAUCAGAUACAAAAAUCCUUUUGUGAAAUUUGUGUUACUAGAGUGAAAUCAUGUAUAUUGUGUUUUUACUCCUAUUAUACGCAAGUCAACAUCAGUGUGCUCUUUUCCUUCAGGCAUCAUAGCAUUUCCGUAUUUCUGUUCGUGUUAGCUCAGUCAUAUAAAAUUGCCAUCUGGAAUUGAUUUCAUUUUUUUCAUUAUCCAAAUGUGCAACCAUAACUGCCCAUAAAUUGAAAGACAUUAUUAUAAAGUACAUU